Dioscorea cayenensis subsp. rotundata (Guinea yam) is the source of this 2191-nucleotide messenger RNA. RefSeq names its product probable L-type lectin-domain containing receptor kinase S.5. Gene Ontology annotation, molecular function: protein kinase activity; carbohydrate binding; ATP binding. Gene Ontology annotation, cellular component: plasma membrane. The coding region runs from base 144 to 2156 and encodes 670 amino acids. The transcript is spliced from 2 exons. Gene Ontology annotation, biological process: protein phosphorylation. NCBI's taxonomy places the organism in Eukaryota, Viridiplantae, Streptophyta, Magnoliopsida, Dioscoreales, Dioscoreaceae. The record is from RefSeq and is a predicted model, not a curated record.
UCCCUCUUCUUCUUCUCUUUCACCAAACAAAGAAAGAAACCAAGUUCUUGAUCUUGAGACCAUGCUUAAAUCUAAAAAGCUCCAUCUCAUCUUCCUCACAGUCCUCUUCCUUCUCUUCAUCUUCCUCUCAACCACAAAGUCUGAUGAUCAUAUUCAGAGCUUCUCCCUUGCCAACUUCACCAGGGAUAACACAGAUCCCUGACUUCUUCUUCUCCGUAGACACCGGUGUGUCCCAGAAUGCCCUUCAGAUCACACCGGACACCUCCAACGUCCAAGACAACUACCUUGUCAACAAGUCUGGCAGGGUUAUCUUCAAUACUCCAUUCCAACUCUGGCAACCAUUAAAUUCCACAACCAAACGUUCAGCUUCUUUCAACACCUCCAUCCUCGUCAACGUCUUCCGUGUCAACCAAUCAGUCAUCCCCGGUGAAGGUAUAGCUUUUGCCAUUUUGCCAUCUUUAGAUGAUCCUCCUGCUGGUAGCCAUGGUGGCUACCUUGGCCUUACCAAUGAGACUUUAGAUGGAAAACCUUCAAACCGGUUUGUAGCCAUUGAGCUUGAUACUGUGCAACAAUCUUAUGAUCCUGAUAACAACCACAUAGGUCUGGAUAUAAACAGUGUCAAGAACCAAACUACUGCACCUUUGACACCAUUUGGUAUAGAGAUUGUUCCUGUAACACCAACCAAAUACACAGUGUGGAUAGAUUAUGAUGGUGUUAAUCAUAGGAUAGAUGUGUUCAUGGCCAAGGAAGGGGUGGCCAAGCCUGGAAAGCCAGCUUUAACCCAGUCAUUAGAUAUUAGCUUGUUUGUUUCUCAGUGGUCUUACUUUGGUUUCUCUGCAUCCACUAGUUCCAACUAUGAGCUUCACUGUGUGCUUGGAUGGAACCUUACCAUUGAGAUACUUCCUGGAGAUAAGAAAAGUAGUUUUACAACAUGGAAGAUUGUGGUGAUCCUGGUUGCAUUGUUGGUUGUGUUAAUCACUGUGUUUGGGUUGGUUGUUAGCUUUUACAUGAAGAGAAGGAAGGUGAGGGAUGAUCCAAGUGUGUUGAUGGGAGCUUUGAAGAGUUUACCAGGGACACCAAGAGAGUUUGAGUUCAAGGAGUUGAAGAAAGCUACUAACAACUUUGAUGAGAAGUUGAAGUUAGGUCAAGGAGGUUUUGGAAUUGUUUACAAGGGUGUUCUUGCCGGAGAGAACGCUGAGGUGGCUGUCAAGAUGUUCUCUAGGGACAGAACCAAGUGCCAAGAUGAUUUCUUGCAUGAACUCACCAUCAUCAACCGGUUGAGACACAAACAUCUAGUCAAACUUUUAGGAUGGUGCCACAAGAAUGGACUACUUUUACUUGUAUAUGAGUACAUGCCAAACGGAAGUCUAGACCAGCAUCUAUUCAUCAACGCCGGCGAUGACCGGCCUUUACUUCCCUGGGACCGACGUUACACAAUUAUCGCCGACGUUGCCUCGGCUCUCCACUACCUUCACAAUGAAUACGAUCAAAGAGUAGUGCACAGAGAUCUCAAAGCAUCAAACAUCAUGCUUGACUCUUUGUUUAAUGCUAGAUUAGGUGAUUUCGGUCUUGCUCGAGCAUUAGAAACAGAUAAAACUUCUUAUGCUGAGUUAGAGCUCGGCGGCGUGCCGGGAACAAUGGGGUACAUAGCACCGGAAUGCUUCCACACCGGAAAAGCCACAAGAGAGUCUGAUUUAUAUGCUUUUGGUGCUGUUGUUCUUGAGACAGUCUCCGGCAAGCGUCCACGUUGUGAUAUUUCAGGGUUUCAGUUCUUGGUUGAUUGGGUUUGGAAACUAUAUAGGGAAGGAAGACUUCUUGAUGCUGUUGAUGGGAGGCUCGCCGGAGAGUUUGACGGCGAGAAGGCACGGCGGUUGUUGUUGCUUGGGUUGGCUUGUAGUAAUCCGGCAGCAGGGGAAAGGCCAAAGGCUGAGGUUGUGGUGCAGAUUAUAUAUGGGACGGUGGAGCCCCCGGUGAUACCACCUUUCAGACCGGCGUUUGUUUGGCCGUCGGCGGCGGUUGUGGGUGAUGAUUUGGAGUCUAGUACUAAGAGUUCGGUGGUGACUUCGUCUUAUUAUGGUUCGUCGGCAGGGUGGACUUCUCAGUGUCUUAGUAAAGAGGUUCAUGCUUCAACGUUGGAAGAUGUUUCUUUGCCAUGAAUUAUCAUUGAUCAUGCAUGCAUGCAUGCAUGAAU